UGCAGUCCAAACGUCAAACUGGGCUAUCUGCAGUACGAAGGACUCCCUUUUGGAACAGGGAAUCAGCAGGAGUCGAUCAGCGGGCGGUAGCCUUGACAACAAACUUGACUAUCUGCAGUAAAUACGAUUCACAUUUGGAACAGGGUAUCAGAAGGAUUUGAUCAGUGGUAGCCUAAGACAACAAAAUCAGCUAUAUGCAGUAACUAGGAUUCUCAUUUUAAUUGAACAUAGCCUGUACAUACAUGGGAAGAUACAACUUGUUUGUUUGCAAGUCUGGGUUAACAGAAUCAGUUUGAGCAGUACCAUACUUAUCAACAAUCCCAACACUAUCUGGUUUUGGCCUAAGAGGUUUAUUCAAUGUGGCAUUGCCAUCAACACCUUUAAAGGGUGACAUCGUCGUCUUUUUAUGCUUGUAACGGAUGUCACGUGUCUCAAUACAGUUGAAGAAUUAUCGAACCCAGCCUUGGAUGUUUACUAAUAACUUUUUUGUGAAUAAAUAUCCAAAGGUUACAAUAUAUACCUUAAACAGAUAUCGGCUCGAUAUAGUUUGCAAUUUCGUUUUUAGGAGUUGAACUCAAACCAUCAGUUCAAAGAGAAUAAUAGUUUAGCUAGCACAGGAAACACAUAAACAUUUCUUUGUUCAAUAAGAAAAAGUACAUUACUAAAUUAAAUUUAGUGAUUUAACAUCAAUCGGCACAUCGAAAAAUAACCAGGAAGUAAGAAAUUACCGAUAUAUUACAUUAUCUUAUUAUAUACCAUUUACAUUAUCAUUUGUAACGUAAAAUUCAAAUAUUGUUGAACAAAUAAGAUGAGUAGAAAUCGUGCAAAGUUUUUACCAAGCGAAAUACGGUUUUCGCAUGACGUCAUCAUGUACAAGUUCAAAGAUGGCAAAUUGAUUCAACAUACUCUUGAGCAAUUGAUAACAGAAGCUAUUACCAUCGAUGAUAUACCUAAAAUAAAAAUUGUUAAAAGGGACGGUCUAAAAUUUUCAGUGAACAAUCGGCGACUAUGGGUAUUUCAAAGGUAUGAAGAGUUCCUCAGAAGUCGUGGAGAAACCAUAGCCAUUCCAGUAACAUAUGGAGCACACAAAAACUUGAAGGAUUACAAAUUGAACACUCGCAACGAGGGUAUGACUGUAAGAAUUGGACGUCGUGAAACGUCUGACAACACAAUUCGUCUGAGGACAUCGGAUAUUCGUUACUCCAGAGAUGCAAUAUAUUUCAGUGAUAGUAAAGAUGGGUCACUGACCGAUAUAUUAGAAAAUCUUGAAAAUGGUAUCUAUACAAUAGACACUUUACCAAAGGUAACUGUUGUACAGAGAAAGGGGAAUUUCUAUGCCAUAGAUAAUGAGAGAGUGCUCUGGGUUAUUAAGCAAUAUUCUGAGAAGCAAGCUGAGGAUAUAACACUGACAUGUAGUCUUGGAAUAUAUUCAGAUUUAAGACCGACUUCGUUUACAACAAAAACGGAUGGAUUAUCUGUACGCGUUCUGUCCGGCUACCCAGAGAAGAAAAGAAAAAUACAGCAGGACAAAUGCCUAGAAGAUUCUCAUUGUAAUGUACAGAACAUUUAUGAUUACUUAAUUUCAACUGGUGCAUUGUCCAUUGCUUGGAUGUUUGACAGGAAGUUACCUAACAUCAUGAGGCAUUUUCCUUUCGCACGUUUUAUAUCUGAACAGUCAAAGUUGAGGUAUUAUGUUUCUGGUUUCAAAUCUGUAUGUAUUCAAUUGUUACCUUACCAGCAGUUUUCAAACUGAUUAUGAAUCGGAUGAUCUUGGUAUGAAAUAUGAAGCCUUGCUGGCUGAAAUCUU
Molecule: messenger RNA, 1807 nt
Organism: Mercenaria mercenaria
Lineage: Eukaryota; Metazoa; Mollusca; Bivalvia; Venerida; Veneridae
Exons: 3
Coding region: 809-1753 (314 amino acids)
Source: RefSeq, a predicted model, not a curated record